GUCCUGAGUCCAGUUUAAGUCCACACUACUAUGAAGUUGACGAAAGAAAAAUGGAACCAGCAGUUGUUCCAUAUUUUAGCCAUCUCUUUUUUGGCGAUCAAAAGGACCGAAGCGAUGUCAGAUCCUUGCAACCCUUCGCCAUGCGGAGCUAACACCCAAUGCAUCAGCCGAGACAGUAGGCCCGUCUGUGUCUGCCUCCCAGGAUACUGGGGCAACCCAUUGUCCUACUGCCAGAGGGGUGAAUGUGCAGAGACUCGAGACUGCCCAGGAAGCAGAAUCUGCAGGGAUUACCGAUGCGUGGAUGUCUGUGAGGGACAGUGUGGAGCUGGAGCUUCGUGCACGCCUAGGAACCACAUCCCCGUAUGCACUUGCCCUCCAGGAUACACCGGGGAUGCUCUUUCCUCAUGCAGGCCGUUCGAUCCACAGGAACUGUGCAACCCAUCCCCGUGCGGACGCAACACCCGCUGCGAAGUAGUCAACGGCGUUCCAACGUGUAGUUGCCUGCCGGGAUACGUGGGCGCUCCUCUUACUGGCUGCAACCACGAGUGCGAGAGUGACUACGAUUGUCCAGGCAGUACGAAGUGCUCAAACUUCAAAUGCACGCAGCUCUGUACCCCGGGAACCUGUGCACCCAAUGCUCGAUGUGAUGUCAACAACCACAGGUCUCUCUGCACGUGCCCUCCGGGUACUUUUGGCGAUCCUUACGUAUCUUGCAACCUUGAGUGCGAGAGCCACUACGAUUGCCCCAGCGGACGCCCAGCUUGCUCUGCCGGGAAGUGCAUCGACCCUUGCGCGCAGGGUGUGUGCGGAGUGGGCGCCGAUUGCAGGGUCAAGGAGAGGACGACUCCGGUCUGUAGCUGUCCGAGGGACAUGACAGGGGACCCCUUCGUAUCUUGCAGGCCCUUCGACAAGACUGACCUUUGCGUACCUAACCCCUGUGGAACGAACGCCCAGUGCACACCCGGCCACGACAGGACAGGUAAGGAGCGGCCAGUCUGUACUUGCCCUCCAGGAUACUCUGGCAAUGCCUUGGUCCACUGCAGGCGUGGCGAAUGUUCUACUGACUCCGAGUGCCGCUACGAUCAGGUCUGUGACGGCUACCAGUGUCUUAAUGCCUGUCAGAACCAAUGUGGCAUUGGCGCCCAGUGCACGGCAAGGAACCACGCAGCUGUCUGCUCCUGUCCUCCUGGCACUACUGGGCAGCCAUUGGCUCGCUGCAACCCAGUGCAGCCUCCGGUAGCAGCUGUCCGGAGGGGAGGGAGGUUAUUUUAUGAAAAGUAGUAAUUAAGCAUAAAAAAUACUUUGUCAAUUAAGUAUAAAAAAGUUUGUUCAGAGAAAUCUCACAAUGAUCUUUUUAAUCAUACACCAUUGUAAUAUGAGUAUUUCUUAAAAAUAAAUAAUAAUAAUAACUUCUUGUAGGUUCUAUACUUAACGAAUUUCUCUGUAUGGCAAAGAGUCAACGAUUCAUCCUUAACAGAGGAAAUGGCAAAAGUAUUAUACUUAAUAAUAUCAUAUUCAAGAUAAUGAAAAACAUCUUAAUAAUUACUAGAUAUAGAAGAAAUGUACGGAAUACAAUUGGUUGAUUGAUGAUUAUAUGAUAUCCUUGGUCAUUAGUUUUUUAAGGUUGUAAAAUUCUUAAAAAUGUGUAAUAUUGAAAGUCUUAUCACUCAACUGAAAAUCAUUUUCUACUAAAUGAAAUGAUACGGUUAGAUUUCCCUAAGUGUAUAAGACUAUUUCAUCAAUUAUUGAAGGUAAUGACAAAAUUUUAUAUGUAAUAAUACAAAAUAAGGUUAAAAUUUUUUUACAUGAUAUGUUAAUGUUAUUCGAAAAAGAGUCUUGUACAAAGACAAAUAAAUUAUUUUAAUUUUUU
Molecule: messenger RNA, 1870 nt
Organism: Nezara viridula (southern green stink bug)
Lineage: Eukaryota; Metazoa; Arthropoda; Insecta; Hemiptera; Pentatomidae
Source: the annotation of a GenBank genome assembly